CCAUUGCUCAUCAACGAACUGAUAUGCCACUAUGGAGGUCAAUAACUCACUCCGAGCAUCUCAAUCUGCUGAAUCUCAAUCCACUGAAUCCGAAUAUGCUGAAUCCAAUCAAUCUCAGCCUCGCCACCGAUACCUAUCACGUGAUGAAUGGAUCCAGGUUUAUACACUUCGAGAUGUUGGAUGGCAAUUGGACGAUAUUGUGAAGAUGCUCAACAUCUCCUGGGCUCAAGCUCAGUGCUGCCUCCCAUAGAGUGACUCCUAGGAAGCGCCCAGGGUAUCCUCCAGUACUCAGUGAGGAGUAGAUAGAUGAGAUAGAGCUAUUCGUUGUCUCUAGCAAGACUGGAAGGCUGAUAAGCUAUCUAGAGCUUUCAGUACAAUUUUCCGAGUUCCAGGUCGGUUCCGAAGCUAUUAGAUCUGCCUUGAGAUGCAGAGGUUAUAAACGAUACGUCGCACACCAGAAGCCCCCUCUAUCGGAGGCUAAUAAGCGGAAAAGGCUCUAUUGGGCACAAAAGCAUGUAAAUUGGACACGAGAACAAUGGUAUUCAAUCCUAUGGACUGAUGAGAUCUGGGUUAUGGGAGGCAGGCAUAGGAAGUGCUGGGUGACC
This is a messenger RNA of Westerdykella ornata, 605 nucleotides long. RefSeq lists its product as uncharacterized. Lineage: Eukaryota; Fungi; Ascomycota; Dothideomycetes; Pleosporales; Sporormiaceae. The coding region runs from base 32 to 250 and encodes 72 amino acids. The transcript has a single exon. The record is from RefSeq and is a predicted model, not a curated record.